This is a messenger RNA of Nasonia vitripennis (jewel wasp), 2306 nucleotides long. RefSeq names its product putative neutral sphingomyelinase (gene nSMase). The transcript is spliced from 6 exons. Lineage: Eukaryota; Metazoa; Arthropoda; Insecta; Hymenoptera; Pteromalidae. Gene Ontology annotation, molecular function: sphingomyelin phosphodiesterase activity. The coding region runs from base 199 to 1413 and encodes 404 amino acids. The record is from RefSeq and is a predicted model, not a curated record. Gene Ontology annotation, cellular component: cytoplasm.
CAUGAGUUGCUACAACACUGGCGCUGCGGAUAAAGCAAAGACGGCUCCAUUAUCGUCCAACUGACAUUCGAAAUACACGCGAUGUAUAGAGAGUGCACAAGUGGCAGCUCUUCGUGAUGUGAUCGUGGGUGUUUUCUGUAACUAAGUAGUACAAAGUUUUGUUUUAGUCAUUAGUUUUUACUAGAAAAAGUAGAUAAAAUGUCGGAGGAGUUAACGCUGAACGUCCUGACCCUCAACUGCUGGGGAAUUCCAUAUGUAUCCAAAAAUCGAGUGAAUCGAAUGAAUGCAAUUGCUGAUAAGCUUAUGAGUGAAGAUUACGACAUUGUUUGUCUUCAAGAAGUAUGGUCUAUUGAUGAUUUUCGACUAAUCAGAGCGAAAACUCAAGAUAAAUUACCAUACUCACACUAUUUUUUUAGUGGAGUGGUUGGAUCUGGCAUUUGUAUAUUUUCCCGAUAUUGUAUCGGAGAUGUAAUGUUCCAUAAAUGGACUUUAAAUGGCUAUGUACAUAAAAUUCACCAUGGAGAUUGGUUUGGAGGCAAAGGAGUUGGGCUGUGUAGAAUACAGGCUCAAAAUGUACAUAUCAACGUUUAUGUAGCUCAUUUACAUGCUGAAUACUGCAGAGAAAACGAUGAAUACAAUGCCCAUCGAGUCAUGCAGGCCUUUGAUACAGCACAAUUCAUUAGAAUGACAAGAGGUGGGGCAGAUGCUGUGAUAUUAGGUGGUGAUCUUAAUACGGAGCCACAAGAUUUAGCUUUUCGAAUAAUUUGUGGAAUAGCUGAAUUAUCAGAUGCUUGCUCAAAAGAUGCUAAUAGUCUUGGGACCAGUGAAUGUGCCAAAAAUAGCUAUACCGAUUUAAGAGUGGCUAGAAAAAUACCCCAGGGCAAGCGGAUUGAUCAUAUAUUGUACUUGGGAUCAAAAAGAUAUAAGGUUGAUGUAAGCGAGUUUUCUCACCCAUUCCCAACAAGAGUACCAGACAAGACUUUUAGUUAUUCUGAUCAUGAGGCUGUCAUGGCAUCUUUUAAAUUCACGAAAGGUUAUCACAAUGCAAAUACUAGUAACGACAUCAAAGAACACCUAAAAGAAGCAAUCAACGUCUGCGAAGCAGCUCUACGUAACGUUCGAAGACAACGUCUAUGGUACUUGAUAGCAAGUUUGAUUCUGAUAAUCCCCUUAGUAUGGUCUAUGGGUCUGGAUUAUCUGAUGACCAAUUUUGAAAGCAGUAUUGGUUUCAAUUUACUGAGGCUCUUUAUUACCUCUGUACUAUGUUAUACUUUGUUCAUGAGUACUAUAUGGAAUAGUCUUGAAAAAAAUGCUUUGAAAGCAGGCUGCAUGGCUAUGGAACUUCACCUCUUGAAAUUACUUAGGAAGAGCCAAAAUGAGUGCCUCAUGUCCAACAUAAACGGGCAAAGGUAACAUUACGUAUGGAUAAAAGAAACUUCAAAGUAAUACGUUCAAUGAGCACGGGAGAUUCCAAACCUGUUUUCACGGUCUAAAUACGACGACAAGGAAAAUUUAAUUUUAAAUAAUUUUUUGGUGCUGCUCAAGCGAUGCUUUAAACUAAUGAAGUUCAAUUUUACAUGUGAUAGGCGUGGCAAAAUUUUCAAUUUUGAACUGCAUUGCUAAAAGUGUAAUAACGAGUGAGUAAUAACUGCAUUCCCUCCUUUAGAAAAAUGUUUAAGAAAACAUUGGCUGGUCCUGACGAAUCGAUAAGUAUAAACAUGAUUGGUCAAUGGUGACGCUGCGGCAAAUUUACAACUAAAAAAAAAACUUAGAAUGAUUGGUUAUAAAAUCGGCGCCGAUAGUUACAGCCAAAUUAGUUAGACAGAUUGAAACAAAAAUUAGGUAAUUAACAUCGCAAUGAUAUUCGAAUGAUUUCAGCUUGUAUUUUAAACCUGAAAAUCGUAAAUACAGAAUAUUCGGAGCGUGCGCAUGGAUCUUGCUAGUUUUAUAAGUCAAUGAAAGAUUUUUCGAGAAAAUCCUAGAAAUCAUUUAUUAUGGGAACUCUUCCGCGUUCCCAAAGUUAGCCUAAAGUUUUUUAGCGUAUUCUUUAAAUACUUCGAGAUUUAUUUCCGUUUCAUAUAUAGAUUGCGAAUCGACGCUUUAUUAUACAAAGCGAAAUUGCGUUUCGCAGUUUUUGAAACUUCUGAUCAUUGAGCUUAGUUAUUAUACGGCAUAUUGUAUUAUGCUCGUUUUUAAUGUAUUUUAUCCGUACGAAUUCUACUUGUGUUCAAACGAUACGUAUAUUAUAGUGUAUUCAAUUGUAAAAAUGAUACUUUCCGUUAAUAAAUUUAUUAUAUUAUUGUUAA